Trypanosoma grayi is the source of this 1506-nucleotide messenger RNA. RefSeq lists its product as hypothetical. The transcript has a single exon. NCBI's taxonomy places the organism in Eukaryota, Euglenozoa, Kinetoplastea, Trypanosomatida, Trypanosomatidae. The record is from RefSeq and is a predicted model, not a curated record. The coding region runs from base 1 to 1506 and encodes 501 amino acids.
AUGACUGAGGGGCGAUUUGGUGCGGUGACUGCCGUCCCACGUACUGUGCGCCUGGCACCUCCUAUGAAUAACAAUUCUGUCCCUUACACGGCUAUGCAAAAAACAGCACUCGGAGUUUCCGCAAAACAAAAUGACGGUAACGGGGCGGUUGUACAAGAAUUGGAUUCGCCCAUCGAAAGAUGGCGCAGAACUCGUGCCGCUUCAGCGGAUGCCAGGAGUUCGGCUACCACCUACUCCACUGUGCCAGCAAGUCGAGUGACAUCAACAACUUCUCCUGGAGACGCGCCACUGCCUUUAUCCGCGCUGAAUGCGCCCAAUCGCCAGAGUUACACCCCAACCGCAGGGUCACAGGUGAGGGGUAUUACUACUAUAAUACCUGUCUCCCGGCCUUCUGAGAAGCCAAGAGUCGGGGAUGGAGCAGCGGCGAUGAAUACGGAAUCACCCAUCGCCAAAUGGCGCAGAUCGCGGGCUUCGUCGGCGGAUCCGCGGCGAGUGGAAAUCGCCUCAUCGGGCGGAAGAAGAGAUACGAAAGUGACCCUUCGACAGAAUCCCACUACGGUUUCGCCCUCAGAAGCGAGGGCUUCUACCGAGGUCAAGGCUCGCAGUGGUGUGAUGGAUCCAACUCUCUCCCGUGGCGCUGCGUUCGUGCCGACGACAACGACUGCGCCAUGCGAUAGGAAUAAAUACCGCUCCACGACACCGCUCGGUCAAGAUGGAGGUUGGAAAAAGACAAAUUGGGAGGAUUCCACAGAAACAAAAGUAGAUGCCCCUCCUCCAUUACGGCCGGCACCAACGUCGGUGGGGUCAUACGAGAAGGUUUCUCGUUCACCUCCACGUUCAAGAAGAUUCAGUGGAAGCGGCGUCGACCGUCGCUUGGGUUCGCCUCUUCUUGUUGCCCCCGUGUCGCGUGACGUGCAGGGUGCGAAUUCGGAUGCUGAGUGCCGUGUAUUGGUUCCUUCAGCCGAGGGGACAGCUUCAGUUGGCCGUGGAAGGCCGCCUUCGAGAAAAGGCGAGCGAACCAACUGGCGACAAGAUCCUACAUGGAAAGAACCUCAAUUCACCCUGAGUCCUCGGUAUUCAGAAUCACAUGGAAAUUCUCGGACAGCAUCUAGAAGUGCAACACCGAGAGCGUAUUCUCGAUCUUUUUCCAAUUCUCAACCUUUAAAUUCAGAAGGCGAGGAACUUGCGGGCUUUCUUAGUGCGUAUAGCAACCCUCCGAAGGUCCCUGCAGAGAUUGCUGCAUUCUAUGAUCAGGACCCACAGCAAUUGCCAAAGGGGCCUCUUAUUCCUUCUCACACCUACAAUCUGGCACGUCGCUCCUCACGGUCCAGUUCACCGAAGACAACGAAGUACCGUCUUCUGGACGAGAACGAGGACGAUGAAGCCGAUGAUACGUUGAAGGAACAACUUUCUAGCCUUUUAACCAGUCUGGAAGUGUAUCAAAGGCGGUUGGAGCGGGCAGCGGCCCUCGUUAAUUUGGAACGGUACCAUCGCAAAAGGAACUGA